AUGGCGUCGAGCUCAACAUGGAGCGACUUUGACAACUUUGUCAACGUGUUCGUUCCCAAGCAAACGAUCGCAAGGCUGCGACAGUUCGCAGAGAAGAUUCGUUUGUACGCGGGCAUCGACCUCCACAUAAAGAGCCAGGAGCGCAAGCAGGACCUGGUCAGCAAGAUCACUCUUGCGUUCCAAACCAUCAGGAAGCAGAACAAUGAGCGUGUUUACGUGUCAAUCAGAAGAGACAGUCACGCGACGCCUGCACACCAGCGGUAUGGGUCAACGGCCCCCAUCAACUACUCUUCGGGUGUGAAGCCACCUGGAGGCUCUGCUCCGGGCUGGCAGCAGGCGAGCACGUCUGCCUCCGGGUUGUACAACCGUGCCCAAACUUCCUCUCGUCCCCCUCCAACUCUGGUAGAGUGGAAGACGAGCCCCAUGUGGAAGCCCAUCAAGGCACUGACAUAUAUGGAAUCCUUGCCUGACAUCGCGAGUUCCGAGAGCUCAUCAACACGGCGAGAGAGACGCAUUCACUUCUCACUCCCAACCGACGUCAUCGAGAAGCUCAACUUGGCAAAAUCCAACCCAAGAGCAAGGCCUCUCUACUCGGUGCGCAUGUUCUGCGCGUCGUCCGACUACUAUCGCCCAUCCAACAUGCCUCUUGCCCCUGGUAUGGCUCCAGUAUCGAACCGCAACGUCCCCAUCGAGUAUCCCUUGGUCCCAGAUGUGAUGCUCGACGAUCACAUGGUGCCGUUCAAGGAGAGGGGCCUUAGAGGCAAGGCUGGAAGUGCGCCACCACUUGAUCUGGACAAGGGGUCCAAAGGUCUCAUCAGGAUAGCGGGAAGAAUGGCCAGCUUGACCUUUGGACACACGGGGCCGACGGUUGGCAAGAAGAAGGAGCUCUCAAAGAAAUUCUGGUUCCAGAUUGUCUUUGCCGAGAUUACGACCAUUGACGACCUCUUGGCAAAGCUCGAGCAGCUGGUGCCCACGGACGCCGCCAUGGAGCUCGACAAGCUGAGAAAACGAGCCGCCGAGGACGAUGACAUUGAAGUUGGGACAUCCUCCCUAUCACUCAAGGAUCCUCUAUCUGGUAUGCGCAUAACCAAGCCUUGGCUUUGCCCACACUGCAGCAAGGAGCUCAAGUUUGAGGACGUCAUCUGUGAUGGAUACUUCUUAAGUAUACUUCAGGCAGUCCCGGACUCGUACGACGAGGUCGUCCUCGAGUCGACGGGUGACUGGCACACUCAAGACAACACGUACGGAACGCCAGGCUGGCUUGCCAAGAACGGCGCAGCGACCACCAACGGCAACGGCAACAGCAACGGCGAUUCUAACGGUGGAGCCACCCCUGCUACCCCAAACUUUGGUAUCUCCAUCCCCAUUAAGCGUUCCCACUCAGAGAUCCCUUCACCUCCAGACAAGGGCAAGCGCCGAGCCAUCGAGAUCUUAUCCGACUCGGACGACGACGACGACGAUGACGACUUACCUCUGACGAAUGGACGGAGCCAGCCCAAUGGCCAGCUCAACGGCUCAACCUACACCCCUCAACCAUCACUUCCCCCCGUCUCCACAUCGCGCCAAUCGUCUGCAUCACACGCCACUACCUCCCGGCCUGCGUCUACCGCUCCCGGGGCAUCACGGCCACGGCCUUCGGUCAUCGACUUGACGUUAUCCUCGGACGAGGAGGACAACGACUCGGAGACGGCGGUGCAGCAGCCGUAUUUUCGCCAGCCGGACGGCGGAUCUUCGAGUCGCGACGUCGCCGCCUCGGAACCUCGCCCGGCUGAAUCGAUUCGGACUAGCGACGGCGGUUGGAACCGCACGGGAGCUCCAGCAGCUCCGCGGGCCUAUGUCCCACAGAUGCCCGCUCCCGUCAAUACUACCAACCUGGUCGGCAUUUCUCGCGCUCGCGCCAGCGACUGGAUGGACGAGUACCCCGAGACACCUCUCGACCAACCUAAUGGCCUCUACUAG
Molecule: messenger RNA, 1959 nt
Organism: Vanrija pseudolonga
Lineage: Eukaryota; Fungi; Basidiomycota; Tremellomycetes; Trichosporonales; Trichosporonaceae
Gene: pli1
Product: E3 SUMO-protein ligase pli1
Exons: 12
Coding region: 1-1959 (652 amino acids)
Biological process (GO): protein sumoylation
Cellular component (GO): chromatin
Molecular function (GO): SUMO ligase activity
Source: RefSeq, a predicted model, not a curated record